CUUGUUCUUCUAGCAGCAAUACGGUACAGCCGUCCGUAAGCUAAGACUGAUCGUAGCAGACGCGUUAACUCCGGAGCGCUGCAAAUUCCACAGGCGUUUCCCGGAACGGUGUUUCCUGUGUGUUCUCGUAGCCGUCCCGCACACUCUGUGUGUGUCCUUUGUAUUGCUGUGUUGUGCCUUACCGAGUCCGUGUUUAAGCAUUGGAGGUUUAUUGUAGGCUAGGAGUGCAAGCAAGCUGGAGUGUGAUCACGUCCGUGCACCGAUCAACUCGCAGAACGACGGGAACGAAACUUAGCUUGUGUGUGAAGCUGUAAUACGCCCCCGUCAUCGUCAUCGAUCAGCAUUAAGAAGGGCGUCCAACAAUCAAUCCUCGAUUUGCUUCGGAUAGUGGAUCUGCAGCUGGUGGUGGCCUAUAUUCGCGAAAGGUUCAGUUCGCAACCGAUUGCAGGCCUGUUUGCGUGUAGCAUAAUGUAUGCUACACACUGAGAACAAUCUUGUGAUUCAUGUCUGUAUGUGCAUCGCAUCGCGGUAAGAAGGUCGGCAGUGUGGCCCGUGUGUAAGUGUAUACGUGCACACGCUUCUAGCGACGCGUUGAAUUUUUUGUUUUACUGUGGCGCGAGUGUGUGUGUAAGUGUAGUGUUGCAUCCGUUCCCAAGGUGUAACACCAUGGAGCAUAAAGUUUUUUGUUCUGUUAGUGUGAAUUAACCGUCAAGAAUGUUAUAAGAAAAUGGGCGUAACGUCAUCCUAGGUAGCAUAUAUCCUCCUAUACCUACAUUGGCAUUACAGAGACAGACACGAUCGAAGUAGUCGUUAAGCAACGGAGGCGCGCCCGUAGUGCAUGGUUACCUAGGGAUUUUUUUCUGGGUACACGACGACGGUGGCUGCGUAGAGUGAUGCUGCUGGUGCGCUCCUUUCGAAUUUAGAGGAAUGACCAUCGAGCACCGUCGUACGGCAGGUGGAUGACGGCGCGUUGUGUUGUGUGUAAUCCAAAUGAUGGUGCCAACGACGCUCACGGUAAAGAACGGCACCACAGAUCGCCGCACCAUACCUGGCAUGGCAUCGAAUCCCACCACCAGCCUUUUACCCUGGUGGAGCCGAACCAACAGCAACCAGCGACCAGUUAGAAUCGUAGAGAACAACGCUAAGCAGCGAGAACAGCCGCUGUCCAGCAGCAGCACCAAUCCGUCCUUUCCACUAUACCGGACCAGCGCCACGGGAAGGAUCAGCGGUCCGGCGAUGAACGAGAACGGCGACGAUAGGCUGGAGGAAACGCAUCGAUCACGGAGACGGCGACGGGGCCGUCGACGACAACCGUUAUGGAGCAACGGUCGAUCGACAACGGUGACGACGAUGCUGAUGCACUUGCUGAUGCUGUUCUGGUUUCUGGCCGAUCCACCGACCGGCGGGACUGUGACCGGUUUCAGCGUACUGCCAGCUCAAUUAUUCGUUUCAGACACCCAACUGCAAGCACCGCGAUUUACCACUCAGCCAUCCUCAUCUGGCUCGAUCGUAAGCGAAGGUCGGACGAAGAUUCUUCAAUGUCAUGCGUUAGGUUACCCGCAGCCCACCUAUCGCUGGAUCAAGGAUGGCAUCCCAGUCGGCAACUUUAGCAACAGCCAGUAUCUUAAAAUAUUGAACAUUACGCGGGACGAUGCUGGAUCGUACCAGUGCGAGGCAGCGAACAAGGCCGGGACGAUUUUUAGCGAGAAAAUCGAUGUUGUCGUUGCGUAUAUGGGUAUGUUUGUCGAUUUGUCGGAAAAGAUCGUAUCGGUAAUGUCCGGUUACCCGGCAAUACUGAACCUAUCGUACAUCGAGUCGGUCCCAGCACCCUCGGUAACGUGGCAAACGGACGAAGGACCGCUCGAGUACAACAUCAAGUACGCGCAAACGUCGAGCAAUCAACUAAUCAUUCUAAGCGCGGACGAGGGCGAUAUACGCGCGUACCGUGCCCGUGCCUUCAACACCCAGAUCGGGCGCGAGGAAAGCACCGGGUUCGUGCGGUUAAACGUUACCGGCAAUCCGUACACCGAGAUUGCACCGGAAAUAAUUGUACAUCCGCAGAGCAUGAAGGUGGUGCGUGGUGCGCAAACCGUCGAGCUGGAAUGCAUUGCCAACGCGCGCCCGCUGCACGAGCUGGAAACGAUCUGGCUGAAGGAUGGGAUUGCGAUCGAAAACACGGGCAUCCACUACACGCAGACGGAUCCGUGGAAUCGUACGAUCACGCUGCUGCACGUCAACCUAACCCACACGGGCGAGUACACGUGUCAGGUGCGGAUGCGCACCGGCGGCCACCCGACCGUUUCGUCGAUGGCGGAGGUAAUUGUACAGGAGCCGCCCACGUUCGUGACACCGCUGCGGACGGAAACGCUCGGCGAGUACGGUUCACGCACCGUGCUGGCGUGCGAUGUGAUCGGUGAGCCGCUGCCGAAAAUAACCUGGUACAAGAAUGCGCAACCGAUCGAGCAGGCAGCGGGCCGGUACACGGUGCAGGACGACAAUUCGCUCGAGAUCUACCGGCUCGGCAUGGAUGAUACGGCCAUGUUUCAGUGUCUUGCCUCGAACGAGGCGGGCGAAAAGUCAGCCUACACUUGGCUGAAGGUUAAAACUUAUACACCUAUCAUGGAGCUAGCGCCCUCGAAUCAGACGGUGCUUGAUGGGAAGGACGCCACAAUGAACUGUCGCGCGAUCGGAGCACCCACACCCACCAUCCAUUGGAUCUAUAAUGAUACGUACCCCAUCGAAGCGUCGGCCAGAAUGCAGAUUCUAGAUUCGGGCGAUUUGCUGCUGUCAAACGUUCGCGAAGCGGACAGUGGGCUCUACUCGUGCAUACGCGAGAACGAAGCAGGUCGUAUCACUGGAUCCGGAUAUUUAACUGUGCUGGUUCGUACCCAAAUUGUUCGCCCACCGGCAGAUACAACCGUACUGCUGGGCCACUCGGCCGCACUGGAGUGUGGUGUGUCAAGCGAUCCGACCGUACCGUACAACAUCGAUUGGUAUCGCGAGCCGAACCGAUUGCCGAUCAAGAACAGCCAGCGCAUCGGUGUGAAGGGUGACGGUACGCUCGAAAUUACGGAAGUGCGCCCAUCGGACGUCGGUCAGUAUUCGUGCAUCGUCACGUCGCCCGGUGGCAAUGAAACGCGGUCGGCGCGGCUAAGCGUCAUCGAACUGCCGUUCGCACCCUCGAACGUGAAAGCCGUACGGCUGAGCGCGUCACAAAACCGUGCCAUCAACGUGUCCUGGACGCCCGGCUUCGAUGGGAACAGUAAAAUCAUCAAGUUCAUCGUGCAGCGGCGCGAGGUGCCGGAGCUGGGCCCGCUGCCCGAUCCGCUGCUAAACUGGGUAACGGAGGCGGCCAAUGUGUCCGCCCAGGCGAAAUGGAUACUGUUGACGAAUUUGAAGGCGGCCACCGCGUACCAGUUCCGCAUCAGUGCGGUCAAUCGCGUCGGCGAGGGCUCACCGUCCGAACCGAGCGAGGUCGUGAAGCUGCCGCAAGAAGCCCCGUCAGGUCCACCGGUCGGAUUCGUUGGUUCGGCACGUUCGUCCACCGAAAUCAUCAUCCAAUGGCAGCCACCGCUCGAGGAGCACCGGAACGGUCAGAUCCAUGGCUACAUUAUACGCUACCGACUGUUCGGCUACCGGGGCAGCCCGUGGAACUAUCGCAACAUUACCAACGAGGCGCAACGGAACUAUCUCAUCCAGGAGCUGAUCACGUGGAAGGACUACAUCAUCCAGAUUGCCGCCUACAACAAUAUGGGUGUGGGUGUGUACACUGACGGGGCAAAGAUUAAAACCAAGGAAGGUGUACCGGAAGCGCCACCGACGAACGUACGCGUGGAACCACUCAACUCGACCGCGAUACGCGUCUGGUGGACACCGCCCAACCCGCAGCAGAUAAACGGUAUAAAUCAGGGCUACAAAUUGCAAGCGUGGCGGUUCGAAAAGCCACCACUACAAUCACCGGCGACGGCCGGAUCGUCCUCCGGCACGGGCGGACUGAUAGCGGUCGGGGCCGGCGAUGAGGCAAGCGAGCUGAUCGAGACGGAAAUGAAGAUGCUGACGGUGCCACCGAACCUGCUCGAUCCGCUGGCAGAGCAGAGCGAAGUGCUGGCCGGGCUGGAGAAGUACACGGCGUACAACAUUACCGUGCUGUGCUUUACCGAUCCCGGCGACGGUGAGCGCAGUGUGCCCGUGCCGGUGCAAACGCUCGAGGACGUACCGGACGAGGUGAGCGGUUUGCAGUUUAGCGGCAUAUCCGACCGAGAGGUUAGCGUUGCGUGGGAUCCACCGCGCCGCACGAACGGCAUCCUUACCGGGUAUCAGGUGCGGUACUACGUGAAGGAUCACCCGGAAGCGGUACGGUCGGUCAAUCUAACCGCGGAUCAAACGCGGCUCAAGGUGACGCAUCUUACCGCAACGACACACUACACGUUCGAGGUAAACGGGUGGACGGUUGUGGGGGCUGGCCCACCAAAGGUGGCCACCAUCCAGUCCGGGAUCGAGCCGGUACUGCCCCAUCCACCGUACCAGCUAGCCCUGUCGAACAUUGAAGCGUUCUCGGUGGUGAUACAGUUUACGCCCGGCUUUGACGGCAACUCGUCCAUCACCAGCUGGAUCGUUGAGGCGCAAACCGCGCGCAAUCUUACCUGGUUCGUGGUGCACGAGCUGCACGAUCCGGACGCAUCCACGGUGACCGUGCUCGGCCUGAUGCCGUUCACCACGUACCGGUUGCGCAUCACCGCGUGUAACGUCGUCGGCCGCUCGGAACCGUCCGAACCGACGAAAGACUUUCAAACGAUUCAAGCCCGCCCGAAACAUCCACCGUUCAACGUGACGGUACGGGCGAUGAGUGCGACCGAGCUGCGCGUCCGCUGGAUACCGUUGCAGCAAACGGAAUGGUUCGGUAAUCCGCGCGGGUACAACAUUACCUACCGCAUCACGCACGACAAUGCCGGAACGAGCGGCAGUGGGGAUGGUAAUGGUGACGGUGUGGCAGCAAUAGAUGGGCACGGCAUACAGCCGCCGUCCGGUGGUUCGGAUGGUGUCGGCACCUGGGGUCGUCGGAGCGUGCUGAUCGAAGAUCCGACAGCAAACUCGCACGUGCUGGAUGGGCUGGAAGAGUGGUCCGUGUACGAGAUAGCGAUGACGGCCGUGAACGAGGUGGGCGAAUCGAGCGACAGUCCGCACGCGUUUGAACGUACGCGCGAAGCCGUCCCCUCGAUGGGACCGGCCGUGGUCGAUGCGAACGCAACCUCCUCGACCACGAUCGUCGUGCGGUGGACGGAAGUGCCGAAGGUGCACCGUAACGGGCAGGUCGAGGGUUACCGGGUGUACUACGGUUCGGUAGCGGGGCGUACGCCCGUACUGCACAAAACGAUCGCCAACAACUACACCUUCACCACCACGCUUACCGAGCUGAAGAAGUACGUGCAGUACGACAUACAGGUGCUGGCGUACACGCGGCUCGGGGACGGUGCGCUGAGCACGCCCCCGGUACGCAUACAAACGUUCGAAGACACGCCGGGUGCGCCGUCCAACGUGUCCUUCCCGGACGUGUCGUUCAGCAUGGCGCGCAUCAUCUGGGACGUGCCGGAAGAGCCGAACGGUGAAAUUUUAGCCUACCGCGUAACGUACCUGCUGAACGGUUCGCAGAACCUCAACUUCACCCAAGAGUUCCCACCAUCCGAUCGAACGUUCCGUGCCACGCAGCUGCUCGCCGAACGGUACUACCUGUUCAGCGUGACCGCCCAAACUCGGCUUGGCUGGGGCAAGACAGCGGCCGCCCUCGUUUACACCACCAACAAUCGGCAGAUUCCGCAGGCACCAUCGGCACCGCAAAUUUCCCGCUCGCAGGUACAGUCGGAGCAGAUCACGUUUAGCUGGACCCCCGGUCGGGAUGGGUUUGCCCCGCUUCGCUACUAUUCGGUGCAGUUCCGGGAGAGCGAAGGUUCGUCCUGGACACUGAUCCCGAAGCGUGUCGAUCCGGCCGUUACGUCCUACACGGCGACCGGCCUGAAACCGCACACAUACUACCAGUUUCGCAUCCAAGCGACCAAUGAUCUGGGCCCGUCCAGUUACAGCAAGGAAAGCGCCCAGAUUCGAACGCUUCCGGCCGCUCCGUCUGAAGCGAUCACCGGACUGAAGGUGGUCCCGAUUACCACCACGAGUGUGCGUGUGCAGUGGAACGCACUGCGUGCGAGCGCCUGGAACGGGGACGCUGAAACCGGUGGCUAUCGCAUACUCUACCAACCACUGUCCGACUUUCCCUCCACCCUGCAGAGCACACCGAAGAUGGAUGUGCUGGGCGUGCAGGAGGUGUCGGCAGUCCUCGCCGACCUUGCCCAGGAUCGGAACUACGAAAUCAUACUCCAACCGUUCAACUCGCAAGGUUCCGGACCACCGUCACCGCCGGUUGCGGUGUACGUGGGCGAGGCGGUACCGAUCGGCGAGCCGCUCAACAUCGAGGGUGAAGCCAUCUCGUCCACCGAGGUCCAUCUGCGCUGGCACCCACCGCAGCAAAACACACAGAACGGCGAGCUGCUGGGGUACAAGAUCUUUUACCUGGUGACCGAUUCACCCGCCCAAGAUUUCGAUCCCGAACCACCGCCGCCAUCCGCGCUCGGCAGCGGCAUUAACGGUGGCACCGUUGCCCGGCGCAACAAAACACCGGAGGAAGAGAUUGAGGUCGUGCCGGCCUCGUACACAACGCACAAUCUGGUCUUUCUCGACAAGUACACCGAGUAUCGGAUACAGAUACUGGCCUUCAAUCCGGCUGGCGAUGGGCCACGGUCCGCCCCGAUCACGGUCAAAACGCUCCCGGGCCAUCCGGGGCCGCCCACGAACCUGCUCUUCACCGACAUCACCAUGAACAGCCUGAUGGUAAGCUGGGAUGUGCCGCGUAAACCGAACGGCCUCAUACUGGGCUACAUCGUCGCGUACGAAACGACCGAAGAUAAUGAAAAGUUUAGCAAACAGGUUAAACAGAAGGUAACCGGCACUAGCCUGAUCGUGCAGAACCUGGAGGAAGAAGUGACGUACACCUUUACGGUACGGGCGCAAACCAUCGACUACGGGCCGACGGUGACUGGCAACGUAACGACCGGGCCGCAGGACGGUUCGCCCGGUUCACCGCGCGAGCUAAUGAUCACCAAGUCGCAGGCCAGCGUACAGAUGCACUGGAUCAACGGGCAGUCGGGCAAAGGUCCGAUCCUGGGCUAUUACAUCGAAACGAAGAAGCGAGACGAUCUGCGCUGGGAAACGGUAGCGCGCACAACGAACGGUCCGAUACAGGAGUUUACCGUCAGCUUUCAAAAUCUGCUACCGUCGACGGCGUACAAGUUUCGCGUCAUUUCGUACAACCGGUACGGCAUCAGCUGUCCGGUGUACUCCGACGAUGCGGUGCUAACGCCGUCGAAGCUGUAUCUCGAGUACGGCUACCUGCAGCUGAAACCGUUCUACCGGCAGACGUGGUUUAUGGUGGCACUGGCGGCGACCUCGAUCGUGAUCGUUAUCAUGGUUAUUGCGGUGCUGUGUGUGAAGAGCAAAAGUUACAAGUACAAACAGGAAGUUCAGAAAACGCUGGAAGAAUCCAUCGCAAUGUCCAUCGACGAACGGCAGGAGCUAGCGCUGGAGCUUUACCGCACCCGGCACGGUGCAUCGGCCAACGGUGGCAUGAACGGCGUAAGCAGUGGCACCGGCACAAUGAUCCACAGCACACUUGGCCGCCGCACCGGUACCAUACUCGGCCGGAAGGGUGGCGGUGGGCCUGGUUCGAGCGCGGCGGCAGCGGCUGCGGCCGCCUCCCUGGGCAAAUCACCGCCCCGUCCAUCGCCCGCCUCGGUCGCGUAUCACAGCGACGAGGAAAGCUUAAAGUGUUACGAUGAAAACCCGGACGACAGCAGCGUCACGGAGAAACCGUCCGAGGUGAGCUCCAGUGAUUCACAGGCGUCGGAAAGUGAAAACGAAAGUGUCCGGUCGGAUCCACACUCGUUCGUCAACCAUUACGUGAACAACGAUCUGCUGCGCCAGUCGUGGAAGCGGCAGAAACCGGUACGGAACUACUCGAGCUACACCGACUCGGACCCGGAAGGGUCGGCGGUGAUGAGCCUGAACGGUGGGCAAAUCAUCAUGAACAAUAUGGCACGGUCGCGGGCACCACUGCCCGGCUUCAGUUCCUUUGUGUGAAGGAGUUAGACGCACACACACACACACACUGUGCCUUUUUCCCGAUUGUUCUCAGCAGUAGUAGUAGCAAGAAUCGAGAGGACCAACAAGACUAGCAAUGCAAGAAGAAAACUGCCAAUACCACCACCCGCUCACAACAUAUCAGUCGCGCGACACGUAUUUCUUCUGCCAGCGCGAAGAGGAAAUAGUGAUAGCGGGGGGGGGGAGUGUUCGGACACGGAGCUUUUUAGGUUCAUUUUAACUACAUUACUACACGCGUAUGGAUUUAGCUACGGAUAGAGACGAACAGGUUUUACCCCGAUAGAGCGUCAGCAUAUUAAGGGGCAAAAUUAGGCCACCACAACAACCAAACAACCAAACACGAGAUAACGAGUUGUGCGGGCGGAUGUGUAUGAAAAUUGUAGCAUUUAAACUAGGUACGGUUUUAAGCGAACUUCCUUUAGCGAUUUAAGACGACUGCUCGCCGCAACGCUGUCGCGGAAUAGAAUUUUUAUGGUAAAUCCUUUUUUUUUGUUUUAAAUAUGGACUAUUAGAGACUUGAUUUUAAGCGAUAGAGCGAAACACAGGACUCUUAUUUGCCCCCCUAUACCUUAAUCGUACGAUUGGCGCGCGCGCGCGCGUAUAAAAGGCAAAAGCUACUUACAUUUACUCACGAAAAUGAAUUAUGUGAUAAUCGAAUUGUUUAAGGGAAGUAGUAGUGGUAGUAGUGAAAACAAGAUACUGAAAUUCAACGUGUGUCGUUCGUGGCGCUUUUUUUAGAGUAUUCCGUAUUCCGUCCCGUCACACACAUACCACACCCCCCCAUGUGUGCUGCACCCUAGAGUGCAGUAUAUGGAGGGGGAAAAGCGGAAGGCAGGGGCAGCAGCAGCAUUACUCAGCAUCAGAAGAGAUGUCUAUGCUUUUUUUUUACAUUAUACUUUGUCUAAUUUUUUUUUUUUACUCUGUCUACAUUUUACGUGAAUAUUUUCAACCUAAGAAAACAGCCAUUUUCGUAAAUAAAAUAUACAAAUGUGUGUAUUCUCUCUGCUGGGCGCGGUUCGAGCCGCGUAUCGGAAUGUAA
Molecule: messenger RNA, 9241 nt
Organism: Anopheles stephensi (Asian malaria mosquito)
Lineage: Eukaryota; Metazoa; Arthropoda; Insecta; Diptera; Culicidae
Gene: sdk
Product: protein sidekick
Exons: 13
Coding region: 991-8181 (2396 amino acids)
Biological process (GO): cell-cell adhesion
Molecular function (GO): protein binding
Source: RefSeq, a predicted model, not a curated record